UCAUCUUUCUGCGUUGGCCCUCCGCCCCUCUUCCUCAGUGUGCGUGGGUCGCUGGCUCAUGUCUCUGUGGAUGGGCAGCGCUGUGGUCCAUGAGCUGUACACGACAGCCAGCGGCCUGUACGUCUGCUGGGUGUCCGUCCGGGCCGCCACCGUGCUGCUGUCCUGGAUGCCGCAGGGCAGGACGGUCAUCAUGCUCAAAGUCCAAGAGUGGACGCUCAUGAUCUUUAAGACGGUGGUGGUGGCCGUGAUGUUAGCCGGGGUCAUCCCCCUGCUGCUGGGCCUGCUGUUUGACCUGGUCAUCGUUGCUCCUCUCAGAGUCCCAAUGGACCAGACGCCUCUCUUCUACCCUUGGCAGGACUGGGCCCUGGGAGUCCUUCAUGCAAAAAUCAUCGCUGCCAUAACACUGAUGGGCCCCCAGUGGCGGCUCAAAGCGGUCAUAGAGCAGGUGUACGCCAACGGCAUCAGAAACAUCGACCUUCACUUCAUCGUGCGGCGGUUGGCCGCCCCCGUCAUUUGCCUCCUGCUGCUGUUGCUCUGUGUUCCCUACACCGUCUCUAAAGGCCUCACACCACUGCUGGGAGUGCAGCCGAAGAUGCAGAUACUAGUGGAGAGGAAGAUCUAUCCGUUUCUGCUGAUGGUGGUCAUACUGCUGGCCUUUCUGUCCUUUCAGAUUCGCCAGUUCAAACGACUUUAUGAACACAUCAAAAACGACAAAUACCUGGUAGGACAGCGACUGGUGAACUACGAGCGGAAGAUGGGCCGGAGCUCCUCCACCCCUCACGCCACCUCCUCAUAAGUCUGACACUGGUGUGGGGUGACCUGGAGCGGCAGCUCCUCGCCUCCCGUCUUCAAAAACUGCAUAUAAAACCUCUGACUGCAGCCUCAUCCCUUUCUUCUCCAGCAAUCUCCCACAGUAGCGCUCGGGGGAAGCAAAGCCGAUGACAAGCGAAGGCAAAAACUCUGCCUCCGAAGUGUUCGUGUGAGGCUGAAAAUCGAAAAUCUUUUUGAAAAAGCUUGUUUAGCGCUCAGGUUGAGUCAGACUUUAUGGGAUUACAAAAUCCACUCGCCGGUCCUUCCGUUGUAGUCGCCUGCUCAGGUGGGGAUGUUUUUUUUAUUUCCUGGAAGUUUGCUUCAAAAUUCAGGUCAGAUGAGCAUAGCUUUUACCUCAGAUUGAGCUUCCUUUGAACAUAUUGUAGAAUAAACAUGUGCACCAUUA
This is a messenger RNA of Poecilia latipinna (sailfin molly), 1216 nucleotides long. RefSeq names its product E3 ubiquitin-protein ligase MARCH6-like. Gene Ontology annotation, cellular component: endoplasmic reticulum membrane. The record is from RefSeq and is a predicted model, not a curated record. The transcript has 6 exons. The coding region runs from base 59 to 796 and encodes 245 amino acids. Lineage: Eukaryota; Metazoa; Chordata; Actinopteri; Cyprinodontiformes; Poeciliidae. Gene Ontology annotation, biological process: ERAD pathway.